This is a messenger RNA of Varanus komodoensis (Komodo dragon), 888 nucleotides long. RefSeq names its product vomeronasal type-2 receptor 26-like. Gene Ontology annotation, cellular component: membrane. Gene Ontology annotation, biological process: G protein-coupled receptor signaling pathway. Bases 1 to 888 code for a protein of 295 amino acids. Gene Ontology annotation, molecular function: G protein-coupled receptor activity. Lineage: Eukaryota; Metazoa; Chordata; Lepidosauria; Squamata; Varanidae. The transcript is spliced from 2 exons. The record is from RefSeq and is a predicted model, not a curated record.
AUGGUUUCUACCUCUACAGAUCAACAACCACACAGGAAUCAAGAUCAGUGUAUCCCCAAGAAGUUCCACUUCCUUUCCUAUCAAGAGACACUUGGUAUUGUAUUAGUUUCUCUAGCUCUUUUUUGCUCUCUGCUCACAUGUGUGGUGUUAGCAACCUUCAUUAAGCACCAUGACACACCCAUUGUCAAAGCCAACAACCGAGACCUGACCUAUGUCCUCCUCAUCUCUCUCCUCCUGUGCUUCCUCUGCUCCUUCCUUUUCAUCGGUCAACCUACAAAGGUCACUUGUGUACUCCAACAACCUGCUUUUGGCAUUGCCUUUUCUCUUGCUGUUUCCUGUGUGUUGGCAAAAACCAUUAUGGUGGUUCUGGCCUUCACGGCCACAAAACCAGGGAACAUGACAAGAAAACUCUUGGGGAGACGACUGACAGCUUCUGUUGUCUUGGCCUGUGUGCUCCUCCAAGUCAUCCUCAGUGCUGUCUGGCUGCUGACUGUGCCCCCAUUCCCAAGUCUGGAUUUCUAUUCUCUGGCUGGAGAGAUCAUUAUAGAAUGUAAUCAAGGUUCCAUCACCAUGUUUUACCUUCUCUUGAGCUACAUGGGCUUCCUUGCUCUCACCUGCUUCACAGUAGCUUUCCCAGCAAGGAAACUGCCUGACAGUUUCAACGAAACCAAGUUCAUCACCUUCAGCAUGCUGGUCUUCUGCAGUGUGUGGGUGUCCUUUGUGCCCACCUACCUGAGCACCAAGGGAAAAGACAUGGUGGCUGUGGAGAUCUUCUCCAUCUUGGCCUCUGCUGCUUCUCUGCUGGGUUGCAUCUUCCUCCCCAAAUGUUACAUUAUUCUCCUGAGGCCAGAUCUCAAUUGCAGGGACAAUCUACAAAGAAAAGCAUAA